AUGGAAUGGAAAGACGGCCCCCUUGGGUACUACAAGUCUGAGUCCGUCAUCGGAUGGGUGGCAUCUUUCUUCACGGUCGCUGGUGUAAUAUACGGCGUCUGGGCCGCUCAGUGGGUGCUCCGUCUUCGCCGCUCAACUGCACACCUAGGAUCUGUCUGCCAAGAUGAGGAGGAAAUGGGAUGUUUUGUCGCCGAUAUCCCGGGUGAAAGACGAAGGCUGUGGCCUUUUUUCAUCGGAAAGACACCAAAACCUCGUCUCCCGACAGUCUCCAGUAUCAUGAGAGCUGGAGAUUAUGGUGUGUUUACUUCGGCCAUGUUUGAGUGGGUUCCAUAUAAUCGCCGACAUGUUACAUGGAGACCUCUUUAUGAAGCCUUUUUCGAGGAAUGUAUAUGGGCUCAAGAAUGGCCAGUUAAGAGUUGUACUCCGCAAUGGAACUUGGAAGGUUUGGAUCUACGGUCUAUAAGAUAUGUCACACAAAUUCUAGACGCCGCCAAGGAAAAGGUAUGGAGCAAAAUGUACCGACCUAAGUUCCAGUGCAUUGCACACAUACAAUUCCGGUUGUUUAGUUUUCUUUCUGCUGUUGGAUUAUCAAAACUUUAUCCGCAUCGCAUUACACUUAAGGAGGAUGAAGUUCAAACGAUCGAUCGACACCUCCUAUAUUAUCCGUGGACGCUCAUAAAAAAUGGCAAAGGUUAUACAAACAGAAUAGGAAGCUUUAAACCUGUCGGUCCUAUUUUAAUUAGCAGCCACAUUGAGCUUGAGACUCUUGAAAUUAACGGAGCUACUCGACAUUUUCCUGAGAUUCGGGCGAAUGAAUUUGAACCCGUGAGAAUUCACGCUGGCAAACCCUGCAUCGAAGUGUCCGAAGAGGAGAUUUCGGCGUUGUCUAUUGGACUCGGACUGGAACUCGAGGAGACGGAGCACUUCUUACCUCACGGAAUAGGCGCUUUCGGAACUCUCUUAUCCUCAGAGGCAGACGACUGUUGGACGAAGCUCAAGCUCACUUACCAUCGACGCCAACUCACACAACUAAUUGCGGGUGGCGGAUAUUCAAUGCUGUUUGCAAAACACAUGGCUUGCGGGUGCUUACCAUUUGCGUUCCGUGGUGACGAAGUCCAAACUAUCUUCAUUACGGAGGAUGUCCUAGCAUGCCUCAGAGAAGGGUCAUCAAUCCAUGACAAUCCUCCGAAGCCUAUCCCCAAUGAGACUUACAUCCAUCGAUUGCCUGGCCACUUAAAGAUUAACUACUAUUAUGGUAAGGGCACUGUAUCUGACUCUGACACUGGCGACAUUCAAAUACAUAGUUGGACUCUCGAGGAAACUAGCCUUGAGCGAAAAGUUGCCGGGAGCUGGUGCGAAGCAGUUACGCGAAUCGCCUUCGGAGGGCUUGUACCUAUGGCAACUUCCCCACUAAUCAGGGCGGUGGCAUUCACAGUUGGCCAGGCACCCCAAGCCACUGACACAGAUUGGGAGAAAUUAAUAGAGUUAUUCAAUAUGCUUAUGAAUAAGGUCAUGGAACAGUGGGACAAAACUAUUAAAGGAGAUGUACCCCUUUUCGGAAGCAAGCAAAGAAGACUCCAUCAAUUGAUGCAAGAACAACGGAGCAUUGAUUUCAGCAACUUGGGCCUCCGCACUAGAGAGAUUGUGAUACAAUUAGCUAAGCUUACAACACUUUUGGAAUCUCUGCUAGCGCUAGGAGGUGCCGUCUAUCACUGGUCUGUUACAACCUCGGACACCAGACGCAAGGAGGUCUUUGACGCAUGCGUGAUUAGAGUAAGGGCAACUUACUCGAACAGCCUCCAACGCCAAAAGCAGCAGUGUACCUCUUCACCAUGCCCGACAUAUUUGAUGCCAACUCCUAAUGUCCUAGCUAUUCUUGAAGACGCUAUUGAAGAACUUGACGAGACAAGGGCAUGUUCCGUUGAAACAUGUGCAGACGUGGCUAUGUGCGUUAUCAUCGUCUGGACAGGACUUGUGAAGAGAGUCCACUGGGAGAAAGUGGAAAAAUUAAGUGGGUCGGGUAAAGGGACCGAUAUAAUUAGCCGUGACAACGUACAAACGGCGGCGAGUUGUCAGUGUGGGUGCACUGAUGGAAGAGGCAAGAAUCCGCAGGACAGUGAAGCUAAUAUUUAUACGCCAGUCCGUAUGGAAUCACUCCCAGAUGUCGCAGUCUGGGAGUGA
Messenger RNA from Trichoderma harzianum CBS 226.95, 2181 nucleotides. RefSeq lists its product as hypothetical. NCBI's taxonomy places the organism in Eukaryota, Fungi, Ascomycota, Sordariomycetes, Hypocreales, Hypocreaceae. The transcript is spliced from 2 exons. The coding region runs from base 1 to 2181 and encodes 726 amino acids. The record is from RefSeq and is a predicted model, not a curated record.